UAUCUUAUAGCCAAGCCAAGUCAUAAGGCUUUGCGGUCUGCGCGAAUCAUGUUGUUUGAAGAUGUAUUACUCGAUAUAAUUAACUGUGCCGGCGCCCGCGCUACGCAGAGGGCUUAUCUAGCCGUUGGCCAUUCCACGCUUCGCUCACUCGAGCAUCGAACCUCGUCCGCAGGCCACGCCGUCUCGCCUUGCAUUUGUUUACUCACACGCUCGAAACGCCGGCAUGCAAUAAUCACCAUUUAAUUCUCAAACGAAAUUUCGUAUCAGAUAAAUUCAGUGCACAAUGUGGCUCAGUGUUGUUCUUUUAGUGGUUUUGUUAUCGCUUAUUGUUCUGCUUGCGAUUUUUCACUACACCACAAAUGGAAGAAAAUAUUGGCUUCAAAGAAAAGUACUUUACCGUGAACCGUGUCCCAUUUUCGGGAACUUCGGCGCUGCUCUGACCUCCCGGCGCAGUUAUGCAAAAACGUUACAAUAUUUUUAUGAGAAAUACUAUAAAGAAAAGUAUGUCGGCAUAUUUAUAGCCCGCCGGCCGACACUGAUGGUGCUGAAUAUGGAUAUAGCGAAGACUAUAUUUUCGACAGAUUUUUCAAGCUUUAGUGAUCGAGUAGCAUCAACAACGGACACCAGGCGAGAGCCUCUAUUAAGAAAUGUUUUUAAUAUGAGCGGCGCCGAGUGGAAGGCGAUGCGGCAAAUUAUUAGUCCAGCGUUCUCUUCUGCAAAAAUGAAAUGGAUGUUCCCGCUUAUAUCGGAGUGCGCACACAACCUCAGGAAUGUGUUGCUUAAUUCUCUCGGCGAGGUCGAGGUCCCUGAAGUGAUGUGUCGCUACACGACCGACGUCAUAGGAAGUUGCGCUUUCGGCGUCGACCCCGGAUCGCUGAAAGAUCCUGAAUCUCCCUUCCUCAAAAUGUCAAAGAAAAUGUUUAAAGUAGACCGAGCCACAAUUUUAAAACGCUAUUGUCGAAUAUUUUUCCCCAGAUUGUUCAAAUUGUUGAAUUUGAGGAGUUACCCUCCAGACGUUGAAGCGUUUUUUACGUCCGCUAUGAGCCAGGUGCUCCAGGAGAGGCGCUCCGGCGUCCAAAGGUGUGAUUUUCUACAGUUGAUGCUGGAUGUUCAAGAGACUGAAAAAGAGUUCGAAAUGACGGAUGCUUUAAUCACAUCUAAUUCGUUUAUAUUCAUGUUGGCGGGGCUGGAAGCAUCUUCAACUUCGUUAUCAUUUUGUUUGUAUCACCUGGCUACAGACGAAGAUCUACAGGAUCGCGUUAGGGGAGAAAUUAUAGAAUGUAUGGAAAGACAUGGCGGUUUGAGUUUUGAGGCCGUGAGCGCCAUGAAGUUGACUACACAGGUGGUUACUGAGACGUUGCGCCUGCACCCGCCGACGCCGAUGGUCACUCGCCUCUGCACCUCACCGUGUGUGCUCUCUGGCACUGACUUGAAUUUUGAACUCAGAGACUCAGUGCUGAUCCCUCUUCAGUGCAUGCAACGCGAUGCCCGAUAUUUCCCGGAUCCUGAAAAGUUUGAUCCAGAACGCUUCAACGAUCCCAAUCCUCCAGCCAUUUAUACAUUUGGAGGCGGUCCGAGAAGUUGCCCUGGGGGUCGCUUUGCGUACCUGACGCUGGUGGCGGGGCUCGCGGCUAUGCUUAGCAAGCUAGAAGUGGCGCCGAGCGCACGCACUACUCCAACAAUUAAAUACGACCCCAGGAGUGUUAUGCUGAAGAACAAGGGCGGCAUAUAUCUUGAAUUCAAAGCUUUAUAGCUAAAACCGCCUCAUAUUAAGUCUGAUAGCUUAGGUAUUUGUAUUGUGUAGUUGUAGAUGAUAACUUUACUUAAGUAAUAGGUAUGUCUAUAAUGUGUGAAAUGCGAACUUAAAGGUAAUGAGGUGGGUAUUACCCGCGUGUAAAACCAGAUAUUUAGUUAUGAUGAAUCAUUCAAUGCUCUCCGACUCGAUAUUGUAAGAAAGAGACGUAAAUCUCGUUCCCUUGUGAAAAGCUACUGUGUAUAUAAAUACUAAUGUAAUAUUUAUGUGACUUGUAUUGUGUAUUUAUAGGAUGAGAAGAAAUGAUAUUUGUAGACAAUGCGAUAAUUAUUGUAUUUUAUAAUGUACUUAAGUGUUUGUACCUACCUAAUUAUUAUUAUGUACUUGCUGACACAUAUGUUUAUAUGAUAUAAUUUAUAUUUUUUUAAAUAUGUAAUUGUAAGCACCUUUUUAAUUAUAAAACUACCGUGAGACACUGACAUAUUAAACAUGUAAAAUCGGGUAACUCACGUAAAAGCUUUCGCUUCGUAACGAGGAGCAUCGCUCGUGCUCAAUGGAAAUGCUCUUCGUUACGGAGCGAAACAUGUCGAGCGAUCUUCGACAAUUUUACGUGAGUUACCCGAUUUUACAUGUUUAAUUUGUAAGCACCGUAUUAUUUAUUUCGAUAUAAAAAAUAUAAUUUAAGUUUUUCCUCCAUGUUUAAUCUUAUAAGUAAAUGUGUAACCGAGAA
Messenger RNA from Leguminivora glycinivorella, 2483 nucleotides. Its product is annotated as cytochrome P450 6a2-like. NCBI's taxonomy places the organism in Eukaryota, Metazoa, Arthropoda, Insecta, Lepidoptera, Tortricidae. The transcript is spliced from 2 exons. Gene Ontology annotation, molecular function: monooxygenase activity; iron ion binding; heme binding. Bases 284 to 1753 code for a protein of 489 amino acids. The record is from RefSeq and is a predicted model, not a curated record.